Molecule: messenger RNA, 1268 nt
Organism: Phasianus colchicus (ring-necked pheasant)
Lineage: Eukaryota; Metazoa; Chordata; Aves; Galliformes; Phasianidae
Gene: SRXN1
Product: sulfiredoxin 1
Biological process (GO): cellular response to oxidative stress
Cellular component (GO): cytoplasm
Molecular function (GO): sulfiredoxin activity
Source: RefSeq, a predicted model, not a curated record
CGCUCCCCCCCACCCCGUUCCAUCCGUGCCGGUUCCACGCAGCUCCAGGCGGUGACCUCACUCUCCGAUUCUCAGCGCACGGACCGAGGGCUGCUCAGCAACCCAUCCUCGACGGCACCCCCGCCCUCGGGCCGCGUGGCCAACCAACCCUUUCCGCGGCCUCACCGUGACGCUGCAAAGCGCGGCGAUGGCGGCGGGCGGAGGGCGGGCGGCGCUGCGGGGAGCGGCGCUGCGCGGGGCGGGGGGAGGCGGUGCGGGGCGCGGAGCGGCGGAGCGGCGGCCGGAGGUGGCGGCGGUGGCCAUGGCUGAGGAAGAGGGGAACGGUGACACCGGGAGUAUCCACACGCAGCACAUCGCCGCCGUACACAACGUGCCCAUGAGCGUCCUCAUCCGGCCCAUCCCCUCCGUGCUGGAGCCUGAGAAAGUGCGGAGUUUGGUGCGGACCCUGCAGGAGGACCCCGAGCAGGUCCCCCCCAUCGACGUGCUAUGGAUCAAGGGCAGCCAGGGCGGGGAUUACUUCUACUCCUUCGGUGGGUGUCACCGCUACGCGGCGCACCGCGAGCUGCACCGGGACACCAUCCCCGCCAAGAUCAUCCCGUCCACGCUCAGCGACCUCCGCACCUACCUGGGCUCCUCUACGCCUGACCUGCGCUGAGGCGGACCCCUCCCUCCCCUCCGGGGCUCAGCCGAGCACCGCCCCCGCCCCCGGCGCUGCGGUUGGGAUGGGGUCGCGGGGGGGUCCCGGUGCCGGUGGGUGUCACUCGCGGCCGGGAGGUGGCGACCGUGUGCCGUGGGAACAGGGCGGGGAGGGAUCGGACCGGGACAUCCCGAACCGAGACAUCUCCGAACCGGGAUAUCUCGAACCAGGACAUUACGAACCAGGAUAUCUCCGAACUGGGAAAUCCCCAAACCGGCGCGGUACCGAACCGGAGCGGCACCCAACUGGGCACAACUGGGCUGGAACAUCUCUGAACCGGGAGGGAGUGGGUCGAGCUGGGGCACGUGGAACUGGGACAGGACAAAGCCAAAGCCAGGCACCACCGAAGCAGGGCACCGCUGAACUGGGACACACACAAACCAGGACAAACCUGUACCGGGGCACCCACCACCCCCAGCCUUCCCAGCGCCACUCCAGGCUCACCCUGGGCUGUGCCUGCCCCAGAGCUGCCUGCUCCAUCCUCAGAUGCAUCCCACAGCCCCUCCUCCAUGGGGUUGUCUCCAGAAGACACCCACUGCUGCUCUGGGAAUAAAGGUGACCAACCCCCCUG